Sparassis crispa is the source of this 1296-nucleotide messenger RNA. RefSeq lists its product as hypothetical. NCBI's taxonomy places the organism in Eukaryota, Fungi, Basidiomycota, Agaricomycetes, Polyporales, Sparassidaceae. The record is from RefSeq and is a predicted model, not a curated record. The transcript has 12 exons. Bases 1 to 1296 code for a protein of 431 amino acids. Gene Ontology annotation, cellular component: membrane.
AUGGCAAUACUUCGCAUCCAAUGGGUUGCCAUGGAAUUCGAACGAAAGGUUUCCGCACCAGCACUCCCUGUACGUCGGGUUCAAAAUUUCUCGGGCGGCUUAUUGACAAAGUCCUUCUCACCCGCGCCACCAUCUUGGCUUGGAAUAGUAGGCUGGCCGCGCCACCCGGUGUCUGGUAUCGACUUUUUGGCCGUAGGGUUUCUGUGUGGAUGGUCCUGCGGCGGUGGAUGCAGUAUCGUCGAUUGCGGCGCCUGGAGAACGGGAGCCUCAGGCCGAUCGUGUGGCUGUGACCCGGGUGACGUCAUCGCGAGUUCCCAGUGCGAUCACGUGGGCGUUCACUUGAGGUACGUCAGAGGCGCGUUUGGCCUGUUCACCUUUCUCUUUAGCCUCGACAAGUGCGAGAGAAGACAGAAUACCUUUACUGCGACUAUGCCGCUCUUCUCCAGUUUAUUUCCGGCCGCAGCGAGUGCAUACGCUCUUCAAGCAGCGCUAGCCCUCAUCUUCGUUCCCCAAGCCAAUGAGAAGUUUUACGACUUAGGAGGAGCCCUCGGUUUCCUGUCCACCACUGUCGUGUCUUUGUACUACCCUUCCGUGAAAGCCAGAUUCUGGGAUGGUAAAAUCUUUGUCAACAUACCUCAGUUGAACAGCUUAGCACCCCGUCAAAUGCUUCUCAAUGUUGCACUCGUCGUGUGGAGUGUCCGCCUCGGUAGUUUCUUAAUCACGAGAGCAAUUAAGGCCGGAGGUGAUUCUAGGUUCGACGAAGUUAAGUAUCAACCUGCAAAAUUCACGGCCUACUGGAUGGCACAGGCAACCUGGGUAUUCGCUGUCGGUCUGCCCGUCUACCUCGUGAAUACCCUUCCUGCUUCCGCUCAUCCCCCUCUUGGUCCCUUGGAUUACAUCUCGGUCGCCUUCUUUGCCGGUUCCUGGCUGUUCGAGAUCAUCGCCGACCGCCAAAAGGCCGCCUGGCGUCGCGCUAAGGAUAAAAAAGAACAUGACGAGAAGUUUAUCACGAGCGGGCUGUGGGGCAUCAGCCGUCACCCAAACUAUAUUGGCGAAGUAGGACUAUGGACAGGCAUUUGGCUCCUUUCCACGCGUUCGCUGCGCACGCCGUACUUUCCGCGCUCUGCUUGGCUCCUCGCCGGCGUGAGCCCGCUCCUGACGUGGUUCCUCCUGCGGAACGUGUCAGGAGUCCCUCUCCUAGAGAAAGCCGGCGAUGAGAAGUAUGGGAACGACCCUAAGUGGCAAGAGUAUAAGCGGUCCGUGCCCAUCUUUUGGCCCUGGGGCUCCCCGAGUUGA